This is a messenger RNA of Hippocampus comes (tiger tail seahorse), 2717 nucleotides long. RefSeq names its product glycerophosphocholine phosphodiesterase 1 (gene gpcpd1). The record is from RefSeq and is a predicted model, not a curated record. Lineage: Eukaryota; Metazoa; Chordata; Actinopteri; Syngnathiformes; Syngnathidae. Gene Ontology annotation, biological process: glycerophospholipid catabolic process. The transcript has 20 exons. Bases 279 to 2321 code for a protein of 680 amino acids. Gene Ontology annotation, molecular function: glycerophosphocholine phosphodiesterase activity; starch binding.
UUGUCUCGGCCACUAGGAGAGGACAGAAAGCUAUUUGUUGGACUAGCUCUGCGGUUUUUACCCACGUCACCACCUUGAAGCCGUUUUUGUUGACGUUGAUAAGAAGUUCAAGUUAAUUUCGUCGGUAUCAUUCGUUGUCGGACAAAAAAAAAAAAAAAAUGCCUCGCGGAAGGCGGAGAGGUUCGUGACCGUUCAUAAAGAUGCCUUUGUAACCUGACCAAACCGGCUCCAUCACGAACCGUCCCAUCGCUGCCUAAAAAGUGGAUCAUCUGUCAAUAAUGGACGUCUCCCAGGUGACCCUCAGUGUUAGAGGAGAAACUUGUCCAGGCGAGGUGAUUGCCGUGGUUGGGAGUUGUGAAUCCCUCGGCAUCUGGAGCUACCAAAAAGCAGUGGUCUUGAAAGCCCUGAGUGAUGAGGGAAAUAAGUGGAUGACAAUGGUCGCCAUUCCCAGGGGAGUAGAGGUCAAGUACCGCUACUUCAAGGGCUUCUUUCUCGAGGCAAAAAGGGCGGGCGAUCCUUCUCAGGUGAUAGUCAAUGUGUGGGAGAGCCAUCAUCAUCCCCGCACCAUGAGCCCCACAGCACCUCACGUGAAUGUCAACAGUGGGCAAUUUGGAAUUCACAAUGGGGUCGCGUGUGUCGACGUCGGCUGGCUCACGUGCCAAACGGAGAUUCGCCUGCGUCUGCACUAUUCCAAGAUGUCUCCGGUGUCCAUCACCAAGAAGAAAUUCAAGAAGUCCCGUUUCAGGAUCAAAUUGACACUGGAGGGUGUUGAGGAGGAGGACGAAGAGGGCGAGGAGGAGGGGGAGGACUCACGCAACAUGUCAUCCCCACCCAAGGUGCCCACCACCCUGGAGAUCAGCAUGAUCAGCCCAAAAUGCUACAAAUCCCGCCACUCGCAGCCCGAGUGCGGCUACGCCCUGGAACCUUCACAGUGGACUGAGUACAGCAUCCACAGCAUGGACCCCGACAACCUGGAGCUCACUUUUGAGUUCUUUGAGGAGGAUAUGAGCGAGCACGUGGUCCAGGGCGACGUUCACCCUGGUCACGUGGGCACCGCCUGCCUCCUCUCCUCCACCUUCCUGGAGAGCGGCAGGGACCACGGUCUGGUAACGUUGCCCAUCAUGGGGCGCAACUCCAGGCAGACCAUCGGCAAAGUGCGAGUGGACUACCUGGUGAUCAGGCCCAUCCCGGGCCUGCAGUGCGACAUGAGUGCGACCUUCAGCAAGUACUGGAAGAAAGGAAGGUCCUUGAACGUGGGCCACCGGGGAGCUGGAAGCACCCAAGCUGCCAAGCAUCACAGAGUGCAAGAGAACACCAUUGCUUCCUUUAAGAGCGCCGCCAAGCACGGGGCCGCCUACGUGGAGUUCGACGUCCACCUCUCCAAAGACGCCGUGCCCAUCGUGUACCAUGACCUCACGUGCUGCAUCUCCACCAAGAAAAAGAAAAAUGACCAGACUCUAGAGCUCAUUGAGGUGCCUGUGAAAGAUCUGACGUUUGAUCAGCUGCAGCUUCUGAAGCUGGCUCACGUCACCGCCAUGAAGGGAAACGAUCUCAAAGACGUGAUGGAGGACGAUGACGAGAUUGACGAGCAUCAGCCCUUCCCGUCGCUCUCGCAGCUCUUCCAAGCUCUCCCAGAACAUGUGGGCUUCAACAUCGAGCUCAAAUGGAUCAGUCAGAUGAAGGACGGGUCAUGGGAAGGCAACAUGUCAUCCUACUUCAACAUGAACAUGUUCAUAGACAUCAUUUUGUCCUGCGUUCUCCGCGAAGGAGGCAAGCGACGCAUCGUCUUCUCUUGCUUCGACCCCGAUAUCUGCUCCAUGGUGCGCCGCAAGCAGAACAAGUACCCCAUCCUUUUCCUGACGCAGGGCAUCUCUGAAAAGUAUCCAGAGCUGAUGGACAUCCGCUGCCAGACCACCGAGAUCGCCAUGAGCUUUGCUCAGAGCGAGAACAUCCUAGGCAUCAGCGCUCACACCGAGGAGCUGAUGAUGAACGUGAGCCUCAUCAGGGAGGCGCAGGACAAAGGCCUGGUGGUGUUCAGCUGGGGCGAUGACAACAACGAGCACGAGAAUAGGAGGAAACUGAGGGAGCAGGGUAUUGACGGACUCAUCUAUGACAGGAUCUGCGAGGAACAAGCGGAGCAGCCCAACAUCUUCCAGGUGGAGGAGCAACACUCCCUGCGGGAGGUCAUCACAGACGAGACCCUUAAGAGUCCCGCCUGCUCCUGCUACUCCAUACCAUGCUCCAUGGCGCCAUGUGUCGCUGGCAAGGAGCGGGCCUGCAGCGGCAGUGCCGAGUCCGACUCUGGCCUCAGCUCCUCGUAGCCCCGUCCAAUUCUUACAAAAGGAAUUUUGUGUUCUGAGUUUGAAUUUGACAAGUACCUUCGCUGAUGUGCACAAAAUGGCCACUUUGAAUUUCAAUUGUAGUGACUGCUUGCCUCUGCGUUCAGAUUUUAGGCAGGGAUACUGAAGUGUGAUAUUAGGCAAUGUGCCGCGAUCCACCGUUCAUCACAGGAGUUACAUACCAAACUUAUCUGUGUCUAAAGUAGACUUUUUAAACACAACACUUGCAAGCCUAAAAUACUUGAAAAAUCAAUUGAAUAAUCAAACAAAAAAAACGGAUUGUAAUAUACGACCUAACAUACCCAUUCUUCACGCUUUAACCACGUUGUUUAAACACAGAAAGAGUAUUUCAAUGCACGCACACACACAAAUACAAAG